Messenger RNA from Gasterosteus aculeatus aculeatus (three-spined stickleback), 2325 nucleotides. It is a transcript of the gene wbp1la, whose product is annotated as WW domain binding protein 1-like a. The record is from RefSeq and is a predicted model, not a curated record. Lineage: Eukaryota; Metazoa; Chordata; Actinopteri; Perciformes; Gasterosteidae.
UUUGUUAAAGUUUAGCCGGACUUGUUUUGUUUCGGUGAGCUGCUGAGACUGACGUUAUGUUAACAAUGCGUCUGCUAAUUAACAGUUUAUCGGUUAAGAUAUACUAGUAUCUUAUAUUUUAUGACAAUGGAGUCACUUAAAGUCAUCGAUGGACAAGAAAAUUCAGCGACGGAGGCCACACUCACAGAGGCCAGGCUGGUGUGCCAGGGAGUAGACAAUCAGAGCUACAUCUGCGAGUCGGGUCACUGCUGUGGAGAGACACAGUGCUGCAGCUACUACUAUGAACUGUGGUGGUUCUGGCUGGUAUGGACUCUGAUCAUUAUCCUGACGUGCUGCUGUGUCUGUCAGCACUGGCGCUCCAAGCAGCGCUUCCAGCAGCAGCGGCGGCAGAACGAGAUCAACCUCAUCGCGUACCGAGAGGCUCACAACAACUCCCAGCUGCCCCUCUAUCUCAGAUUCCUGCCCACCUACUUGCUGCCGGCUUACGAGGAGGUGGCCGACCGCCCUGCCACGCCGCCUCCCCCCUACACCCCUCUGCAGUCAGCCGCCCCACCCACGGAGCCGCCCGAGGACUCUCCCCAGCUCUGCCUGGCCACACCCGUCCCCGCCAGCGACACACCACCGCACGCCACUCCGGAGGUUGCACUGACCCACCUCCACGGCGCCCACUACCCCAACAAGGAGUCGACGCCGGGCCGGUACCGGCGCUUCACGGGGGACUCCGGGAUCGAAGUGUGCGACGGCCAGGAGCUGUGGGAUCAGAGCAGCCUAUUAGAGGCCGAGGAAGAAACAGAGGAGCAGGGGGAGGCGGGGCAAACGGAGGAGCUGCGCGAUUGCUUCGGCCCCGUUAGCGGUGCAGUCAUUCAUGACGGCCCAGAUGGACCCACGGCUGUAGAGACAGAGCCACCGACUCCCAGCUAGUCCGUCAAUGUCUGCAGUGAGCAAACUGCCACUGAUGACAAUGUCACGCCUUUGGGGCUCAGGGGUUCAGUUAGUUUGACGUACGUGUGUGUGUGUGUGUGUGUGUGUGUGUGUGUGUGUGUGUGUGUGUGUGUGUGUGUGUGUGUGUGUGUGUGUGUGUGUGUGUGUGUGUGUGUGUGAGGGGGAGGGGGAGGGGGGGCCUGGAGGGCAAUGGCAGGCACGAGUACAUAUUUUGACACUUUCUAUAAAUGUAAAAGCUACAUUGUGCAACUUGUGAAGCUCCCCUUCUUUUUAUAGUGACAGUCUACCAGCUGUCUGCUUUAAAAUGUUCUCCUGCCAGGAAGCAGCACUGAUGUUCAUGUUGUUUUCCCCAAGUGCACUUACGAGGUUCUUAAAUCUCUGCUCCAUGAUUCUGUGACUCGUGAGACAUGGUCAGACCAUGUGAGCUAGAGCUCGACCAAUACUUUGGUCUUUGCGGGUUUGGAUACUUUUUUUCAAGCCAAAAGCACAAGGUCAAUGAAUCCCGAAUUCCAAAAGAUGUAUACCCAGGAUAAACUCUUAGAAGUAUCCCUCAAUUUAGUUCUGACCAGACCGGUGAGGGUGUAAAAGCAGUGAUGGAACGUGAACUGAAUGGUUCUUUUUGGCUAUGGCUCAUAAGCGGAUAUUGAUAUAUCCGCUAUAAGCCUCAAUUUGACCGGUGACUGUUCUCUUUUAAAUAUCUCAGGUUGUAGUAGGCCAUGUAGUUAUUCAGCAUCUAUGUGAUUAAGUACCUCAGCUUGUCAGGUACUUUUACCUGGCUGUUUUUUGUAUCCUGGACAGAUUUUUCACAAACAUGAUAUUUUGUCGUGAGCUAAAUUCCUUAGUUGCAUUGUCCAAACUAGUGUCAUGUUCAUCUUUACUGGAACAAAAUAUCCAUCUAGAAAAUUUAGCCUGUCACUGUGGAGCUGAAUGUGCUAAAUGUUUGAACUACAUCAAAGGCUGUGUUGUCUUUGUGGAGGUUCCUUGAGAGACAUUUUCUUUAAACUGUCAUUUGGAGAAUGCACAUGAUGCCCCACACAGGAGGGGUUCCUGUUUGAGUCUCCGGUCGGUCCGAUGGGGCCAUGAGGUGGAGCCUUCUGAGUAGGAGGAGUCAGGUCACAGCUCCACAGUCGCUAUGACUACGAGUUGCCCUGAGUAACCCUGGGUUCAUCAUCCUUUCAAUACGCCUUGUGCACACAUCAGAUCUCAAACCACAAGUACACUUGCAAAGGAAAAUAGGUGAAUCUGUGUGUUUAUUCUGCAUGUGUGUGUGCGCACAGCACCCACUGCUCCACUUUGUACAAAUGCUCUUUAAAACCUGCCACAGGAAAGUCUAUUAUACUGUUGCAUUUUCAUAUGCAUUGUUAUAAAAAAUGUUGGAGAACA